AACUGACCAUGUAUUAAUCGCACUUUCCUACUAAUUAUUUCCUCUCGAAAAUAAAUUUUUUAUAUCAAGCAAUUAUGAAAUUUUUGUAUGCCGUAUUUAUUCUUACUAUUCUACAAAACGAACUGAUCACUACAGUUACUCUAUUUUAUGAAGAUUCGUCUGAAGAUCUUUAUAUCUCUGCGUCAGAAGGAAGAUGUACUACAUUAGUUAGUUAUCGAACCUCUAAGUUAUUGCCAUACUCAGAAACAUAUAAAGAAAAGACGUGGGGUAUUUUUUAUAAGACUCGAACUCGAUGGAAUUAUAGGACACAGUAUUAUACAUCAUGGCGCAGACAAUAUGUGUGUUGCAGUGGAUAUAAGCUUGGAUAUAAGACUUUAUCUGUUUUGCCUGUAUGUCAACCAAUUUGUGAACCUGAAUGUGGAAACGGCAUUUGUAUUAAACCAAAUGUAUGUAUAUGCAAUUAUGGAUAUGAAGAAAAGCAUACAUUUUCCUAUCCUGUUUGUGUCCCUGUAUGCACUCACAAUUGCAUGCAUGGCAAAUGCACCGCACCUGACGUUUGUACGUGCGAUCAUGGAUACUCAUUGAGCAUAAAUAAUUAUACUUGUGAACCUGUUUGCGAUUUAUUAUGUCUCACAGGAUCGUAUUGCUCCGAACCGAAUCACUGUGCUUGUCUAGAUGGAUACACCGAUAUAAUUGUUCAACAAGAUCUCAGAAUACUUAACAAAUGCCGACCUAUUUGCAAAAACCCAUGCAUUCACGGUGAAUGCACAGCUCCUGAUACCUGUACUUGCCAUGAUGGUUAUGAGCUUGAUUCAGAUAAUAUAUUCGUUUGUAAACCCAUAUGCGAACAUGGUUGUCUUUAUGGCACAUGUACGGCACCUUACGUGUGCACUUGCGACAAAGGUUAUUCCUUAAAAACUCCGAGUACGUGCGAACCAAUUUGCAGUGAAGCUUGCAUCAUGGGUAUCUGCGUGGCUCCUGAAAGCUGCAGCUGUUUCGAAGGCUAUGGAUUACUUGAAAAUUCAAAGCAUAUUUGUGAGCCGGUCUGUGAAAAAGCUUGCAUCAAUGGGAGAUGCACUGCGCCUGGGAUAUGCACAUGCAACGAAGGAUUUCAAUUGAGCGGCGAUGAAUCAAUGAAACACGCUUGUGAACCUUAUUGCGAAAUUUCUUGCGAACCGUUUGGCAUGUGCGCUGCACCGAAUGUUUGCAUUUGUUUUGAAGGAUAUCGUCUAAUUAACAGGACUCAAGCCAAGAAAAGUAUAUCAUAUUUUGCUGAUAAUUCAAUGUGCGAGCCGAUCUGCGACACAGAAUGCAUCAAUGGAUUUUGCAGCGCUCCUGAAACGUGUAUCUGUGAUAUCGGUUAUCAACCGUCAGGCGGCAUCUUUACCAAUAUCUGCGAACCUAUCUGUAGCCAAAAUUGCAUAAACGGCGUUUGCAGCGCACCCGAAAUUUGUACAUGCAACGAAGGCUAUCGUCCUGCCAAAAACAAUUCUUCGAACAUAUGCGAACCUUUCUGCGAAACUGACUGCAUCAAUGGAUAUUGCAGCGCGCCAAAUGAAUGCACCUGUAACUUCGGCUACCAGCCUAUCGAGAACAAUCGUACGAACCUUUGCGAACCGAUAUGUAAUCCAAGCUGCAAGAAUAGUAUCUGUGUCCAACCUGACGUAUGCAAUUGCAAACCAGGCUAUCGUCAAUCGACGCAUUCUACGAACGUGUGCGAUCCUAUCUGUCAUCCAGCCUGCGAAACAAAUGGAAUCUGCGAGGCGCCUGACUUAUGCGUUUGCGAGGAUAACUAUCGCAUGAUUUAUUAUAAUGAAAAAGAUGUUCCGUUUAAAUGCGAGCCGAUCUGCAGCGUUGACUGCGGAAAUGGCACAUGUACAGCGCCAGAUCGCUGCACGUGCUUCGAUGGUUAUCGAAAUGCGGAAACGGGCUGGUGCGAGCCUUUUUGUUCAACGUGCAACAAUGGCACGUGCGUAGCACCUGAAGUUUGCGAAUGCGACGAUGGAUUUAUCUUCGAAGAUUCGGGAAUCAGAUCCGAGGGAAAUUUAAGUUCGUUUUCUGAGGAUGAGCUCGGAAAUGCAAGUAGAUGCGUGCCACGUUGCGAAAAUUGCGAUAACGGUGAUUGCGUGGCACCGAAUGAAUGUCAAUGUCAUGUCGGUUUCGUGAAAAUCAAAGAUAUCUGCGAGCACGCGUGCCAAGGUGGCUGCGGCUCUCACGGCGAAUGCAUCGAUGAACGCAGGGUUUGCGAAUGCAAUUACGGAUGGACCGGUCCGCAUUGUGAUGAACCAACCUUGUGUAUCUCGAUUUUGGAUGAUGAAGAUAAUCGUACUGAGUCAUUAACAGUCACAGAGGAACAAAAUAAUACUAUCAAGCAUGUACUUGUAAAUAAUCCAGAAUGUCCCGAGUGUAUUAAUAAAAUAAACAAUGAAACUUUGUGCUUUAAGAUGUAUACUAAUGCCACAGAGGAAAAAACACAAAUUGGUUGUUUAAUGAAUCAAGAAUGCCUUGAAUUAAGCAGUUACAGAAAGGAAAAAGAAAUUAUCAAACUAAGUGGAAUCGCAGGUGGUUUCGGAAUAUUACUUCUGAUAAUAGUAAUAACAGCUUAUAUAGUACUACGAAAACGUCGAAACAGACAAACUGGUUCAGAUGAUGAGCAAGUAGUUUGCACAGACGGUACAUUAACGCAAGGGCUACUUGAACAAAGUAUUAUUAAUUCAAAACGUUACAAUAGUCAGUUCAAGUUUCACGGAAUAAGUGUCAAUACAGCAAGUAUUCAUAAUAACAACGCUAUGGGAUUAUUUAAAAGUUUGAUCACUUUAUUGAUUGCCAGGAUGUUAUUUUUACAAAUAAGCAACUUGUACACAAAUGGUGAAAUUUCCGUAAUGUCUGUAUCAGAUUAUAAUAAGCCAUCUGCGCACCAUAUACCACUUGAAGAUUCACUGUGUGUUAAAGUAAUCAGCCAUGAGUUCCCCCUAUAUGCAAAUCAUAUAGAAGCAAAUAACCUUCCACUAAAUUCACUAAACGAAUUUAUCGAACAAUUGAGAACAAGGACUAAUAAGAGAAUACUAACGACACAAGCUGCAUGCUGCGAAGGCUAUGUUCAAAUCAUUUCAUUCUGUGAACCGUUUUGUCGAUCUUGUAAGAAGGGAUACUGCACUGGACCGAACGUUUGCACAUGUCACGCAGGAUAUCGAGCUUCGAAUGACACGAACGACGAAGAGAUGUGCGUGCCCGUGUGCACGAAUGGUUGCAUCAACGGCACGUGCAUCGAACCUGAUAUAUGUAGCUGCAACAAGGAUUACUGGUUGGAUUCAGACGGAUUCACUUGUCGUCCCGUCUGUGACGAGGAAUGCGAAAGUAACAACGGAUAUUGCAACGAACCGCAUGUCUGCUCGUGUCUUCGUGGUUACAAGAAAACUGGAAACAACUUCACUUCGUCCAUGUGCGAGCCUGUUUGCGAUCGCGAAUGCAUAAACGGUUAUUGCAGGGCACCUAAUGUCUGCAAAUGCCUGGAUGAUUACGAGCACGAGGACAACCCUUUCACCUGCUCGCCUAAGUGCAACAAAACCUGCGUUUUUGGCACGUGCGUAGCGCCACAGACUUGCCAGUGUGACUACGGUUACAGAUACCGUGACGAAAGUACGAAAUACAUAUGCGAACCGAUCUGUGAGAUGGAUUGUAGCAACGGCACGUGUGUCACGCCUGGAGUAUGCGUCUGUGACGAGGGUUUUGUUUAUGACAAUCAGAUGGAUCCAGUUUGCAAGCCGCAUUGCACAGUACCUUGUGGACCACAUGGGAAAUGUACGUCGCCCAAUACAUGCACUUGCUCCGAGGGAUAUCGCUACAGUAAUGCAAGCUUCCCCUUGAAAAACGAAAGCUUAUGCGAGCCGAUUUGCGAAAGAGGCUGUCAGAAUGGCGAUUGCGUCGGACCGAAUUAUUGCAUUUGUCACAAUCAUUUUGUGCCAAAUUUCGGGUCUAGCUUUGAGGUGGAAUGCAUUCCCAAGUGUUCUCGUAAUUGCAGUGGCCACAGUGCGUGUAUUAUUGAAGACAACGAGCACAGAUGUAAAUGUCACUAUGGUUGGACAGGAUGGGAUUGCGAUCAACCGACUUUAUGCAUUACAACAAUGGAUUUUAAUAGCAGCGAUAUCAAUAGAAUUACAAUCCGUAACGAUACAAAUAGUACAAUCAUACAAGUCUACGAAAACGCGCCAUAUUGUCAAUGCAAUAAUUUCCUUAACAAAGAAUCACUCUGCUACAUGAUACAUUCUGAUAAAGGCAAUACGACUCCAAUCAUCAGCUGUUUAUUAAGUACAGAUUUACCUUGUUAUCUCACCUCGGUACCUCACAGCGCUUCGAUUGGCGCCGCCAAAGAGUGGCCUCUCGUGGUUAUUGCCAUAUUAAUUGCGACAAUUUUAAUAACGGUAGCAUAUUUAAUGUAUCGCAGAUACGAAAAGAAGAAAUUGAUUAUAGGUAUGCCGACAAAUUUCUUAGUACGAAAAUCUGUCGCCACCGAAUCUUUAUUAAAUGAAAUGUGAUCAAUCUUUGAAAGAAAUAACAUCGAAAAUCAUUGAAGAAUUAUAAUAGAAUCGUAAUAAAGUAG
This is a messenger RNA of Camponotus floridanus (Florida carpenter ant), 4600 nucleotides long. RefSeq lists its product as uncharacterized. Lineage: Eukaryota; Metazoa; Arthropoda; Insecta; Hymenoptera; Formicidae. The record is from RefSeq and is a predicted model, not a curated record. Bases 75 to 4535 code for a protein of 1486 amino acids. The transcript has 14 exons.